AAAUUAAAUGUUGUUGUAAAAGUUCAUUAAAAUAUCUCCAAACUGCUGACGUCACUUCUCCUUAAUACUACCUGCUCAGUUGUUAAAACUGUAAUAAUAUUAUUAAUGACUUAUAAUAAGUAUAAAUGUACAAUUAUUCCCAUUGCAAGCUUCCUGCCUCCAGUUGACAUAUUUAGAUUCCUUGUUUUGUCUAACCAGCAAUUCAAAAAGCUAAAAGUUACUCAAAAUAUUAGGAACAGUAAUUAUUCAAACUCUUUAAGCUGCAACCAGAUCGUUUUUUUUGGCCUUUUUGCUUUAAAAAACCGACAUAAAUGAUUAAUUGAUCAUUAAAACUGGUGAUGAUUUUGUAAAUCCCCCAAACAGUUGACUAAUUGUUUCAACUCAACGUUUUACAUCAAUGUGAUAUCAAAGAGUAAAUGAUUAAUUAAUUGAUUGAACAGAAAGUAAGCCAUUAUUUUCUUGCUUAAUUGUUAUUUUUGAAUUUUACAACAAGAUUUAACAAAUCCUGGAGUUUGUUUUCUUGAAUAAUAACAUGUGUAAAUAGUCUCUUGGCUUUAAGAGAAGCUCCUUUACUGUAAACCAGUAAACAGUAUCCUCAGGCGACAGGCAACGCAACAUAUUUGUGACGCAUGGCGACACGAAGUCCAACUGAAAACGAGAGUUUAAACAUAUAAAAACGCGUUUGCCUUUUGAAGGAAAAAUCAGUUAAAAGAAAAACUGUGUGACCUGAAGACUUUAGUUUCAUUGAAUACUUAAAGCAGAGUAAGUAGUUGAGGCUGUUUGUUCGGUGGUUCCCGUUUUAUAGGUUUUAUAAUCUGUUAAACCUGUCUAACCAAAUUUACAAGUUGGCCUUCAGCAGACGUCAAACUAUUGAUUCAUUAAAUGUAUUUCCCUCCUCUCUCAGUCGAACGCAUACCUACACAUCUGUCUCUGGAUAAGCCUGCCUCUUUCUCUUAAUUCCUGUAUCCCACAGGGACUGUAUCUGUCCGCUGUAUUGACUCAGAAAUCUGAUUUAUAAAGUCAUAACCUGCAUUUUGAGCAGAUAUUGACCACUAGUUAAUCGAUCGUGUUGGUCUCAGAUGGAUUUUUUUCUAAAAAUCAUUUAAAAAAAUCAGUAUACUGGUCGCCUUAUUGGAAAUCUGUGAAUUUUGUGAGUUUUCUAAAUGAACAAAUAUUCUGGAAAUAAUCUAUGUUAUCUUGGAAAAAGAUAAAAUAGAGACGCUGACCACCGACCUGUAAUGAACCUGUAAACUAGGCCUGUAAAUGCUGUUUUUAAGCAAUUACUGUCCUGUAUUGUCAAGAAAAAUUCCUGGAAAAUGAUUUCUUAACGAGAGUGGGAACCCUGUCUAGUAUUGUUUGUUUAUGUUUGUUUUCUCAGUUGUAACCUUUCUAACAAUGGACAUAAGAGUUUAGUUUUAAUCCUCAACAAUUGUAAUUUUAUGUCACAACAGGGUCCAGAUCUUUUGUAUUCAAACUGGGAUUGAAAACAACUCACAUAAUUAUUUAUCUUUUAUAAAAGCUUAACUUGGUGACACAGAGACUUCUCCCUGAGGAGCCAAGAAGCAGACGGCUCAUGACUUCUGACCAGGACACGAAAGUUGUAGCUGAACCACAGGUGCAGCAAGUACAAGAGGCAAAAGAAAACUCUCAUUUGGAAUCCGCCAAGGUUUCAGACCUCAACCCCAAUGCGAAAGCAUGGGCCAACCACAUGUUUAGCCUGGACCCCAGCGGGAGUGCUGACACCACAACUGCUGCCCUGCAGCCAUGGAAGGAAGGCUGCGAUAGUUCGGCCGACCCCGGCCCAGAAGGCUAUGAAGCCAGUGAGGACAAGGCUUACAAGGAGCCCCUACUAACCGACCCAGAUGAGCCUCCACCGGUGCCAGUGAUGCUGGCCGAGCCGGCCCCCGUGGCCUCCGUCACCCUGGAGUGCUCCGAGCCAGCCUACACAGAGUUCCCCGAGCCCGGGCAACCAGGGCGCACAGGCAGCGAUCCCCAGCAAGAGAAUCCCCAGGAGGGAUUGAGGGAGCACCUGAAGAAGACCUUGGAGUUCUGUCUUUCCCGGGAGAAUCUGGCCAGUGACAUGUACCUCAUCUCCCAGAUGGACAGCGACCAAUAUGUGCCAAUUGUGACGGUGGCCAACUUGGACCACGUCAAAAAGCUCAGCACCGACGUGGAGCUGAUCGUGGACAUUUUACGAUCUCUGCCGUUGGUCCAAGUGGAUGAGAAGGGGGAGAAGGUGCGACCCAAUCAGAACCGCUGCAUCGUGAUCCUCAGAGAGGUCCCUGAGAGCACGCCCAUAGAGGAAGUCGAAGCUCUUUUUAAAGGGGACAACUUACCCAAGUUCAUCAACUGUGAAUUUGCCUACAACGACAACUGGUUCAUCACCUUUGAAUCAGAAGCAGAUGCACAGCAGGCAUAUCAGUAUCUGCGUGAGGAGGUGAAGACCUUCCAAGGGAAGCCAAUUAAGGCGAGGAUAAAGGCGAAGGCAAUCGCUAUCAACACUUUCAUGCCAAAGAACGGAUACCGGCCGGUGGAGGUGAACCCGUACGCGCAGCAGCAGCGCUACACGUCCUACUACAUCCCGCCGGUUUACAGCCCCCAGCAGCAGUUCCCCUUAUACAGCCUCAUCACGCCGCAGGCCUGGUCCACCACACACAGCUUCAUCGACCCCACGCUGGUUGCACCGUUUCACAACAACCAGUUCAUCAAUGGAUUUACCACCUCGCACAGUUUCAAACCAGCGACGUCCCCCCUCACCGUCAGACACUACUCGCCCAGGAACAGGAAUCACAGUAAACCUCACUUGAGGCCGACCAUCCCGACAGCGGACCGCAGCGCCGGGCUUCUGGACAACCCGAGCCUCUUCCCGAGCUUCCCCAGCGAGAGGCUCAACGGGGUCCGCAGCAGUCCGCCGACGCGACUCCCAACCAGCCAGCCCCGAACCAGGUUACCUUCCACCUCCGCCUUCCCGCGCAGGGACACCGUGGGCACCGGACGAGUCACCGAGCCCUCGACCACAGACUACUCUCUGGGUAUCGGCAGAGGAAGGAAAAAUGUUUCUGCUUCUAGGAAAAAGAGGGACGAAAAGUUUACAAGAGUGACGCCUCAGUCGCCGCCUCCGCCUCCCAAACCCCCGUCUCCGAGCUUCGAGCUGGGUCUCUCCAGCUUCCCUCCCCUCCCCGGAGCAGCCGGCCAGCUCAAGACCGACGACGUGUUCGACAACCGGCUGGCCAGCAGCGUCGUCGUCGGGACCGCCAAGGAACGGAAUGUAAGUGCUGACUCCAGUACCGGUGGAGCUCUCUCUCCAGCGGGCCCCAAAGAGCCUCUUCGGUCCUCCGCCUCCCCGAUGCCCACAAGCUUCCAGCCCUCGCCGACGACCCCGACGACCCCGGCCUCGGCCCCGCCCCUGACCCCGGCCGCCGGCCCGCCGCACAGUCCCGCCCCCUCCCUCCCAGCAGCGGAGGCGAAGGCGACGGAGGUGAAGCCGAAGGAGGUGCAGUUGUCUGUGGAGCGAGUUCCCGGCACUCUGUCCACUGCAAGCAAAUCAGUGCAAGUCAACGGUGCUGCCACAGAGCUGAGGAAGCCCUCCUACGCCGAGAUCUGCCAGCGGGUGAAGGACGCCCCGACAUUACAGCAACCGCCGACCCCCAAGGAAGCCAAGCCAGCCUGCGCCGCCCCCGCAGGCGAAGAGAGGAAGUGCCCCGACGCCGCCGCCGCCGCCGCCAUCCCGCCGGGGGAGGCCAAGCCCAGAGAGACAUACCCCACUUCCUCCAAACCCGGCUCGGCCACCCCGGGAAGACCCCCGAGGGACGCCCGGAGGCCGGCCGGGCGGUGGGCCUCCCCGCCCCCACACCCAGGGAAAAACCCCAGCAAAGAUCCCCACCACACCCCGCCCAAGUCCCCGCAGUAAAGGGAGCGCUUCCCUGCCCCCCUCCCAUGCGUCCUCCCCCCCCCGACUAAACUCCACAGAUGCGUUUAAAAAGUAUAAAAAAAAAAAAGGAAAUAUAAGUCAGGGCUACUCAAUACUUAUAUCCCAGAAUCACCAGUUCACAAACGAGCAUAGAGGACGCCUUCUUUUCUGGAUCAGGGCUUGCAGACAAAAAGCACUUUACUGUGCAUGUAGAGCACCGUUUCAUUCUUUUACUAUAUUUAUUUGCUUCUUCUUUUAAUUUUCAGUUUUAUUUCUCCUUUUUUUUUUUUUUCUCUCUUUUUGUUUGUUUUUUUUUUUUUGUUUUGCUUUACGUAGUUGUGUCUUCUUUAAAGUUGACAACACUGAAAUUUAUUCAUUCUGUCCAAAUGGCCUUGUGGGAUAAAGUUAGUCUUGUGUGUGUGCGAAGCAGCGGGGGCAUUGUUGUGCCCUCCUCGCCGCCCCCCCCCGCCCCCAGUGGAUGAUGGGAGAGAGUGCGUACAACAGACUCCACCUUGUGUUGGCUCUCAUAGUCAGGGGUUUGUGUGCAUGUUGAGUGGCACUGUUGUGCGACUUUAUGUAGCUUAAUUAUGGGUCAUAAUUAGCAGAUGUGUUUAUUUUUUAAUACAUAUUUCACAUCCAUAUGCAAAACUUCUUCUAAAAAUCUCAUCGCAAACAAGACUCGGAUCCUUUGGUUUACAUCGCCUCAAAGUGAACUUUCUUUUUGCAGAUUUAUUUACACUAGAUUGACUUUGUUUGUUUGUUUGUUUGUUUGUUGUCCAGCUUUGUACGUCGACUGUCGGUGAAGUUACCGCUGGGUUUUUUCUUCCUCUGAUCAUCUGUAAAGAAUCACCUCCCUCUCUGCCGUUGUUUUUUUUUUUUUUACUACUUGCUUACACUGCUAACUCUCUAGCUGCGUUGCCUCUGGCGGGCGGAUGUGAGAUGUGAGUGCUGUUUUAAGCGUCAGACGGGAUAUCUGCAACCGAAAAAGGCAAAUUAGGCAACGAUGGCACGUGUUGUUGGCCAAAAUGUUUGUGGAAAAGUGGGUUUUUUUUGUUGCUCGCAGUGUGUGUGUUUCUUUUGGGAACUCUUGGGAAGCUUUCUCAGCUGCAACGCAAAAACAAAAACAAAACUGUGGAAUAAAACUUAUCAGCAGGCAACGCGAUGUCAAAGGAAAAGGCAGAUUUAAAAAAGAAUAAUGAGAUUAUGGCGACGUCAGCUCCUCGUCUGAAGCGGGGAGGUCGGGGGAAACGCUGGUGGAAGGAAAUGAACACUAGCUUCCAUUCAGAUCUGCUGUGACCUGUAACUAACUGCCAUAAGAGGAGGAGGAGGAGGAGGAGGAGGAGGCGGUGGAGGAGGAGGAGGCGGUGGCAGCACUCGUUCUGAAUAUCUGCUGAGACGACAAUGACUCUUUCAAAAACGCACCGAUAAAGAGUUCAGCGUGGCGCUUUUUGGUACAGAGAUGUUUCUCGUUCAAUCGGGGGGCGGCGUGUUUAUUUUUUUUUUUUUUUUUCUAGUUAUUUUUCUUCUAGAUAUGGUGCUAGACGUCAAAAUCCUGGAGUCGCAGUUAUCGCAGCUCAUCUCGACGCCUAAAAACAAAAAAGAAAAACUAGACUUACAUCUCCAGAACUUUGUUUGCACUGUUUGUGUUUUCUCGGACUCGGAGGGCAAAUGUUUGAUUAUCCUACCUGAAGCGGAAACAAAGAAAAUAAAAGGGAAUUUAUCUUUUUUUUUUUUUUUUUAAAGUCAAGGGAAGAGGUUCCCCCCCCCCCCCACGCCAUCCUCCGUAGACGCAACCCGCUGAAGCUUUUCUGCCUUGUUGGAUGCCUGUUGAACACACUGUAGUGAAGGACGGACGUUCAGGCAGCGUCACAUGACUUUACAGAGUCGUCCAGCUCGUUUAUAUAUAUUUUUGUUACGGAUGCUGAUUGUUGUUUUGUUGUUUUGCUGAGGGAGUUUUGUGCUGUUAGCAGGCGAAUGCAGUGGUUUGUUGUUGAGUAUUUUUGGUUCUGUAUCAGUGAGGAGUUUCAUUGAAAGAGUGUUUGAUGAAUAAGGAAAGUGAGACGGUUGAGUAGAAAGAUUUUACUAAAAAAAAAAAAACUAAUCCGAUGAAGGUUUUUUUUUUUUUUGUAGUUUGCCACGUUGGGAGUGUGAAAGAGAUUUUGUUGGGAGUCUCGUCGAAGGCUCACGUGAACGUCAUUGAACCAAAAACGUCAGACGAGCAGGUUGAGUUUCCUCGGCUUUACCACAUUUAUUGUUUGUCCCUCGUCAGUUUCCUCCUAGUUUUAAAUUUGCACUUGCGCGCGCACACACACUUAAAUAUUAAAUAAAAUAAAGAUUGACCAAAGCACACUUGGCCUGCUUCACUCCUGUGUCGUUCGGGGAUAAAUUACCUGAGAGGAGUUUAAAUUUAAAGCACAGAGUUGAAGGAAAAAACAUCCUUUUUAAACUCACCUCGAGCCGACUGAUGGAGGACGCUAUAGCAAUAGCAACCACACAGAUACAGGCUUUAACGAGGGGGAGGGGGAUUUAAUCAACCAGCGCCGAGAGCUUGUGACUCGAUUCCUUUCGAGUGAAGCAGCAAAACGAUGGAGACGCUGGGGAGGAAACUCUGUGAGCUUUGUGUUGGGUUGGUCCGUCUACUGUAGCAGCCACUUCUGGCAGAUAACCAACCAACUCUUGGGUUGUUUUACGGUUUCCUCAAGAUGUAAUCGGCCCGGGGAGAUAGUAAGAACGAUUGGCACUCGAGGUUAGAAACGAUAAAACUGUAAUUAUAAAGUGAAGUUUUGAGUUUCCCUUCCUGCUCGUCAGUCGUGUGCUUCGGUUAAUCUUUUUAAAAAGUUGUCGCAUAAAUAAAAAAAAACGAUCCCACUGUACUAUACACAAUAUCUGUUCGGGGGAGGGAGCGACAUGGGACCUCGCAUGUCUCGCCGAAGUCUUCCUGCAACAAGAAUUAUUCUGGGUAAUCCCACUAAGAGGAAAAACAGGAGCCCGUCUGAAGAAGGGAAACGUUUUAAAAGCCUGUACUCCUGCUCAUAGCUGCUUUUGAUUUGGACGCUAAAUCUUUUGAGUUUGUUUAUUUUUUGUUUUAUUUUGAAGGACUGAGAUGCACUUGGAUGGGUCGAUUUUUUUUUUUUUUUUUUUUUAAUUUUAUUUUCUUUCUCAUUGGUGGAAAUUGGUUUAAAAAAAAAAAAGAGAGAGAAAAAUGAACCAUAUCCACUUAUUUAUAAACCAAUGCUGUUUAUUCCAUGAGAAAUAUCGUUAAAGUUUUGUUUUGUUUUUUAGGGAGAAGAAAAAUAAAAUAGAGAUGCGUCGACGUCUCUAAAAGCAAAAUGUUGGAAAAAAAACAACAAAAAAAAACCACAAAAAAAAAAUGUCCAUCCAGUGUUUGAGAAACUUGAAUUUUAUUUAAACUUGAAAAAUGACUUUGCCUUAACUUUUAUACAAGACAAGCAUAGAGUUUAUUUCUUUUCAGAAAAAAAAAAAUCCCCCCCUCCGACCCCCCAACAAUGUAAACGAAACGUGACACGUGGAAAAUAUUUAGCUGAACCGAAACGUCACGAGUCUUUACGGAGAAAGUUCAAAUCGAGCAGCAAUGUUUUUCUUCCUUUUUUUUUUUUUUGUGUUUUUGUAAAAAAAAAAAUGUACGAAAAGAAUAAUUUGUUCUCUUUUUGUUUAAAUAGUUUCAGGUUGUUUCUUUUUUUUUUUGUUUUCGGGGAAAAAUAUAAACCAUGUAAAUGCAAAACUAGUCAAUACUGUAUUAAAAUUUGUGCACUUUGAAGUGUGUGCUUUUGCUUGUACAGUUGUAAAUACUCAGAAAAAUAUAAGAGGUACCUUAAAAUGAUUAUAGAAAAAAAAAAACUAUAUUGAUCUUGUUGAACUAUUAAUGUCGCUAUUUGGGCUGGAUGUAGGAUAUAAGAGGAAGAAACAAAAAAAAAAAGAUUAUUUUUUUCUUUAAUUUGUUUUUAUUUUUUAAAGUUUUUUUUGGGUUGUGCAGAGUUUGAAUCCUGCUCCACGCUGCCGCUGGACAGGUCGUCUGAUUGUACAUUUUGUUUAUUUGUUGUCUUUUCAUUCCAUAUUAUGGUCGGUCACAUCUGGGUGGACCCUCUUCUUCCUCCUCUUCCUCCUCCUCCUCUUCCUCCCUCUCUUCCCUCCCCACACUGUGCACUAAUUGGUACCGACGAGCAUCUUCUUAACGAACCUUACAAAGCUGCGUGUCCACCGACAUCCUCUUUUUAAAGCUCUGGCUGCGUUUUUGUUGCUUUUUUUACAAAUUUUGAUUUGACUGUUUAUUGAGUUUGUUUGUUUGUUUGUUUGUUUGUUUGUUUAGAAGCACGCGGAUCAAGAAGUUUGAAUGCUGAAGCUGUAAAAUCACUACAUGUCGGAGUUUUUUUAGUCGUCACUGUGCAAACAAACAGCAAAGGAUCUUUUUCUAUCUUUAAAAUACUACUGUUAUAAUACCGAGAUUAAUUAAUAGAUGUAAGUUUAAAAAGUAAUUUAAAAAAAAGGCGUUAAAGUAUUUAAUGUUUUCCAACAGGAUGUGUAAUAGUUUCAGAGCUGGGGGGGGGUUAGCCUCGUGUAGACCAUGACACUAAUACUCAACAUCGAUGUUAUACCGUGAUUGAUUCUGACAUUAUGCAACUCAACAGUAUAUAAUCAAACUGCAUUGUGUCCACAUGAGGUGGGCAGCAUGACUAGACAAUAUCUUAAUAAACAAUAUUAAUAAUAGGACAGUAGAGAGCUGAAGUUCUGCCGUUUUUAGUUUUAUUUUUUUAACCUUUAAAAACACGUUAAUGUGUUUUCUAAUCGAGGUUUUUUUCUGUUAUCGGUUUCUCUGAAAAGGCUGAAUUUGUUUUGUUUUUUUUACUUAAAAUUACAGCUUGUUGUUGUGUAAGUGUGUUUAAGGAGGUCGCCGUGUUUCUACGGUAGCCCAGAAGGGACAAAGCAAACGCUGACUCGGUCGGAAGUCGUAAUCCAAAGAUUAAAAAUUGCUAAUUCUGGUUAGCACACACCAGCUAAAGCUCCCCAAUAUCGGCGUUUCGGUAUCGAUACUUUUAUAAAUACGUAAACACAUUUUCUUCAAAACUUUUUUUUUUUUUGGUCAUUUAACCCGACGUGUGUUUAAGGUUCGAUACCAUCCCGAGCUGCGAGCGUCCGAUAGUGUAUCUGUAGCUAAGACUCAUGGGAGAUGUAGUUGUUUAUCUUUUGUUCAAAUUGGACGUUGAAAUUAUCCCGACUUGGGUCUUAAAUGAUGAUUUACGGUCUAAUCUGAGCAGGUCGUCGGGGGGCGGAUUGUCCCUGGUGUCACUUCUUUUUGCUCCGAAGAUAAAUUUGGGAAACGGUUUCUCUUACGGACAGAAAACUACAGGAAGUUUGAGCUUUUUCAGACGAACCGAUAAAAGAAAUUCCAAAAUACAACAACUGGCAGCACUUCUCUCUCUCUCUCUCUCUCUCUCUCUCUCUCUCUCUCUCUCUCUCUCUCUCUCUCUCUCUCUCUCUCUCUCUCUCUCUCUCUCUCUCUCGUCACGUAUCGGCGCGCUGACGUCGGUACCGUUCGCUCCUCUAGCCGGCUUUAAAAAAAAAAACAAAAAAACAAUGUUUAAAAAAAAACGAUGAAAAAAAACAAACACAAAAAAGAGCGAUGCCUGAUGGACACGUCCCAGUUUUGUCUUCUGUCUUCAGCGAGGCGAUCUGAUGUGUGCUUGUACAGCGAGCGACACUCGAGGCGGUCUCAUUUCUUUAAGACGCAGAAUAAAUGUUGUUGUUGUCGUCGGUCGAGCUGAAAGUCUCUCGACCGACCGACCGACCGACCGACCUCGAGUGUCGCUGCAGGUACCAGACGAGACAUCCAAAAUAAAACGGUUCGCUCAGUGUUUUUCCUUCUGACUCUGUUUGUUCUUCAGCUUUCAUCACUUCCUCUUCCUGAGAAAUAAAAUGUACAAAUAAUUUCAUUUUUUUUCUGUUUGUUGUUGUUUUUGUUUUGGGGGGGGGGUGCAGAAGCAAAGGGGCUCAACUGGAAUCACAGUUUGUUUGUUUGUUGUUGUUUUUUUACAUGUGUUUCUGGCACAUAACGUACAUUAACAUACGCAGAUUAAAAUGUUUAAAAAAAUAAUAAAUAAACCAUUUGAUCACAUGUGGGACUGCAAACCAAUAACUGUGCCAUUAUACGACUUGUUUUUGUUUUUGUUUUUGUUUUGACUGGGCAGUUUAAACCUGUACAUAGCUGAGCGCUUCAUCUCGGGCUUUUUAUGUGUGUUUAUUCUUUGUAUUUUAUUUUUGAGAUGUUGUUACUGAAAGUCCAUCAAAAGAAGAAGAAGAAAAAAAAAGACUUCUCACAUCUGGAGAAAUCUACAAAGUGACACCACUGACUUGUUAGGAGAAGUUUUUUCGUGCGUUGCAACUUGGCGGUCGAAUCCCUCGCCGCCAACCAACCCCGCCGCCCGAGGUCGAGGCAUGUUUGACCUCAAAACUUUUUUUGAGACGCGGUAAAACACAGACGCUGAUUACAAACUGGGGGGGCGAUCCCUGAACUGUGAAUGUGUGCAUGUGUGGAAUAAAUAAAUGUACCAACCGACCCCGCCGCCACCGCCGGGGGGGGAAAUCCAGACCGAUGCAAAAGGUUGUGACUCCUUCCUGAAAGACCUCAGACUGGAUGAGGUUUGUUUUUGUUUUGAAGGGAUCUCUUUGUUUUUGUUUUUUGUUUUUUUGGGCGGGAAAGACGGCCCCAAGUUCUGCACGCCUCUCCUGUACCGCCGGCAUUAAACGCUCGCGUCGCGGCGUUUUCCUUUUCUCUCAUGGACUUCGUACACGGAGCGUCACACCUCAUAUCAGCCUGUCGGGUCGCCUCAGCUCUCGGUCUCCUUCCUUCCUGUUCGCCCCCCGUCGUUUGACAGUGCCAUUGUUGUUUUUGUUUUUGUUUUUUUUUUUCUCCUCGAGGGUUGCAUCUUGUCAUAAAAACAAACUUCUUUCCUUUUUAAAGAUAUAAUAACGAAUGCACACCAACUGACUGGAACAAGAUCUCUUUAUCAACUCACUGUGGUUUAACUCAUUAACACUCUCACCGUGCUACGCUAACCGCUGUGGACAAUCGAUGACUCCAUCGCGUUUUGGGGUUUGGACAGAUUAUAAUUAUUAUUAUUUUUGCCUAACGACACCUUUAACAGAUGUGGAAAGGAGGUUGCGUUUCAAGAGGGCUUUCUUUUUAUUGUUUUUGGGGGGUUUUUUGUUAUUAUUUGGGUCUAUUCUUCCAUCGAGACUGGAAUCAAGCGUACAUGUCAGCUAUAGAUAAUUUAAGUUACUCUGUGUCAUGAUGUAAAACUGUCUAAUUUGGAGAAAAAAAAUGUAGCUUACUGAAAAAUAAAGAUUUAGGCACUGUUGAGGA
Messenger RNA from Dicentrarchus labrax (European seabass), 11288 nucleotides. RefSeq names its product La ribonucleoprotein 4B (gene larp4b). Gene Ontology annotation, cellular component: cytoplasmic stress granule; cytosol. The record is from RefSeq and is a predicted model, not a curated record. Gene Ontology annotation, molecular function: mRNA 3'-UTR binding. Gene Ontology annotation, biological process: positive regulation of translation. Lineage: Eukaryota; Metazoa; Chordata; Actinopteri; Moronidae. The coding region runs from base 1574 to 3910 and encodes 778 amino acids. The transcript is spliced from 17 exons.